AUGAAGGUCGAUCCCGAGCGAGCCAUUGCGGCGCUGAUCGCUGCCAAUCCAAAGCUGAAGCUGGAUUACACCGCAAUUGCUAAAAUGUACGGACAGGGUGCCAAGUACAACACCAUGGAGCACAGAUUCCGGGCUUGGCGCAAGACCGCCGAGAAUCUGCGCGUCACCGCUGGUGAAGGAAAUCCCCAGAGUCAGCCCCAGACUACUCCGAAGACUCCUCGCACUCCUACCCCUGGUGAAAAGAAAGCAGGUUCUCGCUCUAAGCGCAAGACCGACAAAGCUACCAAGACCGCCGAGGCCGACGACUUCGCCGACUCCAAGGCCGCCGAACAGAACAUUGAUAUUGUCGAGAUCUCCGGCGACGAGACCAGCCCUAUCAAGCCCGAGAUCAAGCAGGAGAAUGAGAUGACCCGAUCCCUGAUGGGUAUCAAGAGCUACCCCGCCUCCGACAGUGAUGCCGACGACGAUGAUGUUCAGGGCAUGGAUGAGCACGUGACCAAACGUCUCAAGACCGAGUUGGACAGGGAUGAUGUCCCCACCCAGCUGCCAGUCAUUGACCUGGAGAGAGAGGUUCGUAUUGACAGCAAGUCUAAUGGUUAUGACCUUUCUCUUCCUUCCAUGGCGGUGACUGCCCCCGACGCUCACGAGAAUGUUCUGGCCAAUCUGGACACCCUGGUCCGCGGCUCGGUUGCCUACGACUCUGUCUUUGGCAGCGAAGCAUGA
Messenger RNA from Penicillium daleae, 723 nucleotides. RefSeq lists its product as uncharacterized. The transcript is spliced from 2 exons. Bases 1 to 723 code for a protein of 240 amino acids. The record is from RefSeq and is a predicted model, not a curated record. Lineage: Eukaryota; Fungi; Ascomycota; Eurotiomycetes; Eurotiales; Aspergillaceae.